Caenorhabditis remanei is the source of this 312-nucleotide messenger RNA. RefSeq lists its product as uncharacterized. The coding region runs from base 1 to 312 and encodes 103 amino acids. Lineage: Eukaryota; Metazoa; Nematoda; Chromadorea; Rhabditida; Rhabditidae. The transcript has a single exon. The record is from RefSeq and is a predicted model, not a curated record.
AUGCCAUCAGUCACAAAAUCUCAUGGUAAAUUUGACGACAUGGUGGUAAAUUUCCCCUACCUAUCUACUAUGGAGGAAAUCGAACAAUUAGAAGUGGAUCUCAUCGAUUUCAUCACGUAUCACUACAUUUGUACUGAUAAGUUGCCCCUUCUCCCAUCAUCCUUAUUUUCAACUAUGAAGGAUAUUGGCAAAAAGUUAGCGACCGAUAUGGACGAAGAGGUGGUGGAUAGAAUGUUCUCGCUUGACACCGUAGACCUACUGGAGGAUGAUUGUCUCAUUCGAAUGCUUAAAAGAUGCUUCAACAUUUCCUAA